Aspergillus affinis is the source of this 726-nucleotide messenger RNA. RefSeq lists its product as uncharacterized. The transcript is spliced from 3 exons. Bases 1 to 726 code for a protein of 241 amino acids. The record is from RefSeq and is a predicted model, not a curated record. NCBI's taxonomy places the organism in Eukaryota, Fungi, Ascomycota, Eurotiomycetes, Eurotiales, Aspergillaceae.
AUGAGUUAUUCCCCUGGAAACUCCAACGACGCGCGGGAACAGAGAAAACGUGUUUUCGAUCGAUUCUUCAUCAAAUGUGCUCUCCGCCAAUUAUUCCAGGUGCUGAAAGACCACAAUCAGGCAUUCGUAUCCGGCAAUGAUCUUGAGAACAUGAUAAUAAAUGUCCAAUACUUCGAUGCCAACAGCCCAGGAGAUUGCGGUCGAUACUUCACACCAUGGACGACCGAGCAGAUGGCGAAGCAUGCGAAGAAUCUGCGAGUAGGCGAGACACAUGCCGAACACCAAACCCGAGAAAACCGGCUAGAUGCGACAAUACCGUUCAGCGAAAGGUAUUUCUCGCAAAUACCCCAAUGGAAUGACCAAUGGGAAUCCCAAUUUCACUGGACCCUGCCAGGGCAGCCGCAUAUCAAGAUAUGCAUGUGCAGCAGUAUCGACGGGGAUCCGAAGCAAAUCCUGCGUACUGAACUCCUUACGAUCGUUGCUACGAUGGGAACCCUACUGAAUCAAGCGGAUUUUCAGCAUCAUAUGGCUAUUCCAGUGAUGUUGAUCUCGUUCAUGGGUCGAUGGCGAGGGAGGAUUUUGACGGCAUAUUGCAAAGGCCCUGAGCUCGUGGUCCGAAUGUCGCGGUUAUACCGUUUUCUUUCCCAGGACGUGGAUUCGAUGUCCUUGGUUACGCGAUAUUUGGCCAGUUACGCCGACGGUGAAACUCACGAGCUUCCUACUUAG